Messenger RNA from Ochotona curzoniae (black-lipped pika), 726 nucleotides. RefSeq names its product family with sequence similarity 229 member B (gene FAM229B). Lineage: Eukaryota; Metazoa; Chordata; Mammalia; Lagomorpha; Ochotonidae. The transcript has 5 exons. The record is from RefSeq and is a predicted model, not a curated record. The coding region runs from base 384 to 626 and encodes 80 amino acids.
GCCGUUACCAUAGCGACUGGGCCUCCCUUCCGCCGAUCUUCGAGGCCUUGUAAACAUCUUUGAGCAUCAGCAGCUCCUGAGGCCAGGGUAACCGGCUGAGAAGAAAAAUCUCAAGUCAAUGAUCUAUGCUUCCAACUUAAGCAAGCCGAAGCAGAAAAGCAAAUUAAGCCCAAGCUCAGGAGAAGAAAGAAAAACUUGAAGAUUGGAAAUCAACACAGAGGAAACUAUGGCGAAGAAUCUUGUGAUGUCAUAAUUUCUGGGUGUCCCUGGAACGUCUGAUCAUCAUCCUUCGGCAGGUCCCUUCUUUGGACAGUCAGUAAAAGUGGUCGAUUUAUUCACCUCUACAAAAAUCAGACGUGGCCUAUUUUGAUUUUUGGUGAAUUAUGCCUUUUCGGUUUGGGACCCAGCCAAGGAGCUUCCCGUUGGAAGGAGGAGAUUCUUCAGUUGGGCCAGAAUUGGGGAUGAGCUCCAGCGCUACCUGUAACGGGAAAGAGAUAUCGCCAGCCAGGCAACUUCGAAGAUGCCCUGGAAGUCAUUGCCUGACAAUCACUGAUGUUCCCAUCACCGUCUAUGCAACAAUGAGAAAGCCACCUGCACAAAGCAGCAAGGAAAUGCAUCCGAAAUAGCACGAUGAAGGCUUUUGUAGACGGUUGAUUAAGUCAAGGGUAAUGGGGCAAGGAUCAUCUUAUAAUCUGGUAAAGCAAUAAAAGUGUGGCACCGUUGGAU